AUGCGCCAGAUCUCUGCCAUGCCGCUAAGCCCUACUCCUUCUAGCACUGCAGGAGGCUCCUCCAUCCCGCUGCAGUCACCGUCGAGCUCCCUGACGUUGACGCUGCUUGCUCCUAGCGCGGUUGCAACCGCUGCGACGCUUGAAGAACCCAUUCAGCUUGCUCAAGACACUGAACAAGUCCAGCAAAGUCGCAGCGGCGAAGGCGAUCUGGAAAGCAGCGCGGCCGAGAGCGACGAGCCCGACAACAGCGCGGUUGAGGACUGGAGUGAGGAAGAGAUGAGUGCAGAAGAGGACGAUGAAGACGAAUGA
This is a messenger RNA of Phytophthora sojae, 309 nucleotides long. RefSeq lists its product as hypothetical. The coding region runs from base 1 to 309 and encodes 102 amino acids. Lineage: Eukaryota; Oomycota; Peronosporomycetes; Peronosporales; Peronosporaceae. The record is from RefSeq and is a predicted model, not a curated record. The transcript has 2 exons.